Molecule: messenger RNA, 2435 nt
Organism: Corylus avellana
Lineage: Eukaryota; Viridiplantae; Streptophyta; Magnoliopsida; Fagales; Betulaceae
Product: cucumisin
Biological process (GO): proteolysis
Molecular function (GO): serine-type endopeptidase activity
Source: RefSeq, a predicted model, not a curated record
CAGAGCUUAUCCCUAAAGCUCCAAUGGCCAGAAAAACCUCUAGUCUUUCAUGGCUUCUCCUCCUUAGUCUAGCCUUCACUCUCCUUCUUGGUCACUCAACUUCUCAAAACGACCGAAAGGCUUAUAUUGUGUAUAUGGGCAAGCGGCAGAUGGACGAGAUUUCUACAUCAUCCCUUCACACAAGCAUGCUACAAGAAGUCAUUGGCAGCAAUGUUGGACCAGAGUCUUUGCUUUAUAGCUACAGGAGGAGUUUCAAUGGAUUUGCAGUGGAAUUAACUAAGCUAGAAGCUCAAAAAAUGGCUGGAAUGGAGGGCGUAGUGUCCGUGUUCCCUAGCGAACAGAAAAAGCUUCAUACAACAAGAUCAUGGGACUUCCUCGGCUUUCCGCAACAGGUUCCUCGAAGACCUAUUGAAAGCGACAUCAUUAUAGGAGUGCUUGACAGUGGAAUUUGGCCAGAGUCGGAUAGCUUUAGUGACAAAGGAUUUGGUCCACCACCUCCCAAAUGGAAGGGCACCUGCCAAACCUCGACCAAUUUCACUUGCAACAACAAAAUCAUUGGAGCAAAAUAUUAUAGUAGCAGUGGAGUUUUUGUCGAAAAUGAUGUUAAAUCUCCUAGAGAUUCAAUAGGCCAUGGGACACACACAGCAUCAACAUCAGCUGGGAAUUUAGUUAGCGGGGAAAGCCUACUGGGGUAUGGCUUGGGAACAGCACGUGGAGGAGUCCCAUCAGCACGUGUUGCUGUGUACAAAAUAUGUUGGAGUUCUGGGCGCUGUUCUGAUGCCGACAUUCUUGCUGCAUUUGACGAUGCCAUUGCUGACGGCGUUGACAUCAUAUCUCUUUCCGUUGGUGGACAUCAACCUCGGAAAUAUUUUAAUGAUCCAAUUGCCAUUGGUGCCUUUCAUGCUAUGAGAAAAGGAAUAUUGACAUCAAAUUCUGCUGGUAACGAUGGUCCAGAUAUAGCAUCCAUCACAAACGUUUCGCCGUGGGCUCUCUCUGUGGCUGCAAGUACUAUAGAUCGAAAGUUCUUCACUCAGGUGCAAUUGGGUAACAAGAAUAUCUAUGAGGGAAUUUCAAUUAAUACCUUUGACCUCAAGAAUGAAAAGUAUCCAAUAAUUUAUGGUGGAGAUGCACCAAACACUAGAAAAGGUUUUCGGAGUUCCAGUUCCAGGUAUUGCAGAAAUAAUUCACUGGACCAAGAUUUGGUGAAGGGUAAAAUUGUACUUUGCGAUAUCCGGACUAAUGGGGAAGGGGCAUUCGUAGCUGGUGCUGUGGGUACAUUGAUGCAAGGCCAAGCACGUCAAGAUGUUGCACGACCUUAUCCCUUGCCUGCAUCUUACCUUCGCUUGAAGGAUGGUAGCAAAGUGUACUCAUACAUAAAUUCGACAAGGGGUGCAACUGCGACUAUUCAAAAAAGUAAGGAGGGUAAAGAUAGAUUUGCCCCUUACAUUGCGUCCUUUUCAUCAAGGGGCCCAAGUCCAGUUACACCCAACAUUCUCAAGCCGGAUUUAGCUGCUCCAGGAGUUCACAUUCUAGCGGCAUGGUCUCUAAUUUCCCCAAUUUCACAAGUUAAAGGUGAUAAGAGAUUGCUGCCAUACAAUAUAAUCUCUGGAACGUCAAUGGCUUGCCCACAUGCUACAGGGGCGGCUGCCUACAUCAAAUCCUUCCACCCCACAUGGUCGCCUGCCGCUAUCAAGUCGGCUCUUAUGACAACUGCUGUUCCAAUGAGUGCUAAAAAGAACUCCGAUGCUGAAUAUGCGUAUGGCGCAGGCAAUAUAAAUCCUCUUAAGGCUAUAAAUCCUGGUUUAAUAUAUGAUAUUGGCGCACUUGACUACAUUAAAUUUUUGUGUGGCGAAGGAUAUAAUACCAAGUUAUUACAUCUUGUUACUGGGGACAAUAGUAGUUGUUCUAGAACCACUGAGGGAAUUGUUUUUGAUCUAAACUAUCCUACUUUUUCUAUAUUAUUAUCGUCCUCCAAAUCUUUUAGUCAAGUUUAUCAUCGGACUGUCACAAAUGUUGGAUCACCGACGUCUACAUAUAAAGCUAUUGUGGUAAGUUCCCAAGUUGGCCUUAGAAUCAAAGUGAACCCUAGUGUUCUAGCAUUCAAAUCUCUUGGACAAAAGUUGUCGUUUGCACUCACGAUUGAAGGAACGACAAAUAAAGACAUUGUCUCUUCUUCUUUAGUGUGGGAUGAUGGAACGUUCCAAGUGAGGAGCCCCAUUGUUGUAGCUGUUGCUGAUACAUGACUUUCUCUGCUACAUAUAUGUAUUACAUAAAUAAUAAUUGAAGCUAAAGCUUUGAAGGAAUAUGCAUGGGAGAUUAGAUAAAAGUAGUGGCGAAAGACAAAGGACUGAAAAUGGUUGUAAUUUGAGCAUUUGCUCAAGUUCUGCAAUGCAUUGUAAUUUGAACCUUUCUAAUUUAAUACUCUAUUUUGCUUA